AUGGAACACCAAAUAGCGACGCCACGCUUGCCGUAUGUGGUAACGACCCAUAUGUUUACGACAACGGAUAUGCCGUGUGUAACGACUACGAUAACUACUUCUAGGUCGUCAAAGCCAUCAACAAUUGUGAUUUUAGAAAAGCAUGCAACAAGAAUGGCGCACCUGGAGACUCUAGUUGUAGAGCCAAGGUUGGAGUUCUCAAGGCAUAGGAUGGUACUCGGUCCUCCAUCCCAAGAUGGCGCUUGA
Messenger RNA from Colletotrichum lupini, 246 nucleotides. RefSeq lists its product as uncharacterized. Lineage: Eukaryota; Fungi; Ascomycota; Sordariomycetes; Glomerellales; Glomerellaceae. The transcript has a single exon. The coding region runs from base 1 to 246 and encodes 81 amino acids. The record is from RefSeq and is a predicted model, not a curated record.